Molecule: messenger RNA, 2261 nt
Organism: Nestor notabilis (Kea)
Lineage: Eukaryota; Metazoa; Chordata; Aves; Psittaciformes; Psittacidae
Gene: SLC7A14
Product: solute carrier family 7, member 14
Exons: 7
Biological process (GO): transmembrane transport; amino acid transport
Cellular component (GO): plasma membrane
Molecular function (GO): amino acid transmembrane transporter activity
Source: RefSeq, a predicted model, not a curated record
GCCAUGCCCGGCGCACCCGCGUCCUGCGCACCAAGCCUGUGGAGUCAAUGCUGGAGGGCACGGGGACCACUGCCACCCAGGGCGCCAGGCUGGCCAAGGUGCUCACCACCCUCGACCUCAUCUCCCUUGGCGUCGGGAGCUGUGUGGGCACAGGCAUGUACGUGGUGUCCGGCCUCGUGGCCAAGGAGAUGGCAGGGCCCGGGGUCAUUGUUUCCUUCAUCAUCGCUGCCGUUGCCUCCAUCCUGUCAGGCGUUUGCUACGCUGAGUUUGGCGUGCGGGUCCCCAAGACCACAGGCUCUGCCUACACCUACAGCUAUGUGACAGUGGGGGAGUUUGUGGCGUUCUUCAUCGGCUGGAACCUCAUCCUGGAGUACCUGAUCGGCACGGCCGCGGGCGCCAGUGCCCUCAGCAGCAUGUUUGACUCACUGGCCAACCACACCAUCAGCCGCUGGAUGAUCAACAGCGUCGGGACGUUGAAUGGACUAGGGAAAGGAGAGGAGUCGUACCCUGACCUUCUUGCUCUGGUCAUUGCUGUCAUUGUCACCAUCAUUGUGGCCAUAGGGGUGAAGAACUCAGUGGGGCUGAACAACGUACUCAACGUCAUUAACCUGGCAGUCUGGAUCUUCAUCAUGAUUGCUGGUCUCUUCUAUAUUAAAAGUGACAACUGGGCUGAAGGGCAAUUCCUGCCAUUUGGAUGGCCGGGGGUGCUCAAAGGGGCUGCGACGUGUUUCUACGCCUUCAUCGGCUUUGACAUCAUUGCUACCACGGGAGAAGAAGCGAAGAACCCCAACACCUCCAUCCCCUACGCCAUCACGGCCUCACUUGUCAUGUGCUUGACAGCAUAUGUGUCAGUGAGCAUCAUCCUCACGUUGAUGGUACCCUAUGAUGCCAUUGACACCGAAUCCCCGCUGAUGGAAAUGUUUGUGGCUCAUGGCUUUUAUGCAGCCAAGUUCAUCGUUGCCAUUGGGUCCGUGGCUGGCCUAACCGUCAGCUUGCUGGGCUCCCUCUUCCCAAUGCCGAGAGUCAUUUAUGCCAUGGCUGGCGAUGGGCUGCUCUUCAGAUUUUUGUCCCACGUCAGUUCUUACACAGAAACCCCUGUAGUGGCUUGUAUCGUCUCUGGAUUCCUUGCAGCGUUGCUCUCCUUGCUGGUUAGCCUGCGGGACCUGAUAGAAAUGAUGUCCAUUGGCACACUGCUCGCCUACACGCUGGUCUCCGUCUGCGUCCUGCUCCUCCGAUACCAGCCCGAGAGUGACAUUGAUGGCUUUGUCAAGUUCCUCUCCGAGGAGCACACCAAGAAGAAGGAGGGCAUCCUGGCUGACUGUGAGAAGGAAGCUUGCUCCCCAGGCAGUGAAGGAGAAGAGUUCACUGGCCCACCGACCAACACGUGUGGGGCAAAAAAUCUGCCUUCACUGGGGGAUAACGAGAUGCUAAUCGGGAAAUCCGAUAAAUCCACCUACAGUGUGAAUCACCCCAAUUAUGGCACAGUAGACAUGACCACAGGGAUAGAGGCAGAUGAGUCAGAGAACAUCUACCUCAUCAAGCUGAAGAAGUUGAUCGGCCCUCGCUACUACACGAUGCGGAUCCACCUUGGACUGCCGGGGAAAAUGGACCGACCCACAGUGGCCACUGGCCACACCGUCACCACCUGCGUGCUCCUGCUCUUCGUCCUCAUGUUCAUCUUCUGCUCCUUCAUCAUUUUUGGGGCAGACUACAUCUACGAGCAGAGCUGGUGGGCUGUCCUCCUCGUCGUGCUGAUGAUCCUGCUCAUCAUUGUGCUGGUGUUUGUGAUCCUGCAGCAGCCAGAAAACCCCAAGAAGCUGCCCUACAUGGCACCUUGCCUGCCCUUUGUCCCUGCCUUCGCUAUGCUGGUGAAUAUCUAUCUCAUGCUGAAGCUCUCCACGGUCACGUGGAUCCGAUUUGCCGUCUGGUGUUUUGUGGGUCUGCUCAUAUACUUUGGCUAUGGGAUGUGGAACAGCACGCUGGAGAUCAGCGCUCGGGAGGAGGCCCUCCACCAGAGCACCUAUCAGCGCUAUGAUGUGGAUGUCGACCCCUUCUCUGUGGACGACGGCUUCUCCUAUGCCACUGAGGGUGAGGGCUUCCCAGGCUGGGGUCCCUCUGAGGACAAGGGCUUCUCGUACCAGCAAAUGGCAGGAGCAAAGGAAAGCCAUCGGACGAGUAGCAGGUCGAAAAGCAAAGGCAGGCACAAACCGCCGUCGGAGGCUCUCAUCGCCAACGACGAGUUGGACUACUCACCCGAGUAG